Molecule: messenger RNA, 1536 nt
Organism: Ananas comosus (pineapple)
Lineage: Eukaryota; Viridiplantae; Streptophyta; Magnoliopsida; Poales; Bromeliaceae
Product: protein ALTERED XYLOGLUCAN 4-like
Exons: 3
Coding region: 1-1323 (440 amino acids)
Cellular component (GO): Golgi apparatus
Molecular function (GO): O-acetyltransferase activity
Source: RefSeq, a predicted model, not a curated record
AUGGGCACAACCCACCACCCCCGCCACAGCCAUUUCCUCACCAAAAAGCUCAUCACUUGGGCUCUCUAUGCUCUCAUCCCCUUAGCCCUCCUCCAUUUCUACCUCUUCCCCCUCUUCUCCCCCCAUCACCCAUCCCCAUCUCCUCAUCAUUCCCAAAACUCCACCCAUACGAUCUCCUCUUCCCACCAAGCAACAGGUGCUGCGAGAACCGAUGAGUUCGGAUUAAUCCGGAGGAGGCAGCGGUGCGACUACGCGGAGGGGCGAUGGGUUCGGGACGCGGCGGAGCCGCUGUACAACGGCACGAGCUGCCGCACCAUCAAGGACAGCCGGAACUGCAUGGCGCACGGCCGCCCCGACACCGGCUAUCUGUACUGGCGCUGGAAGCCGAAGCACUGCACCCUCCCGCCGUUCGACCCCGCGUCAUUUCUUACACUACUGAAGAACACGCACUUAGCGAUGAUCGGCGACUCCUUGGCGCGGAACCAACUGGAGUCGCUGCUCUGCCUCCUCGCCACCUCGUCGCGCCCCGAGCUCGUCUACAGCGACGGCGAGGUCGACAAGUUCCCGCGGUGGGUCUUCCUCGAGUACAACGCCACCGUGUCGGCGUUCUGGUCGCCGUUUCUUGUUAGAGGCGUCGAGAGAACCGGCGCGGCAGGGCAGACUCACAACGUGCUGUACCUCGACUCCGCCGACGCGCGGUGGGCGUCGGAAUUGGAUAAGAUGGACACGGUGCUGUUCUGUGUCGGGCACUGGUUCGUGUACCCGUCCGUGUACUACGAGGGCGAUGCCGUGCUGGGCACCCACCAUUUCCCGGAACUCAAUCACACCGAGAUCGGAUUCUUCGCCGCGUUCCGGAUGGCGAUCCGGAGGGCUCUUCGAGAGGUCGUGGACGCGCAGAACCGCAGCGGCGGCGGUGCCGAGAAGGAGAAGUUGGUGGUGGUGACGACGUUCCCGCCGGCGCACUUCGAGGGGGAGUGGGACAAGGCCGGAGCCUGCCCGAAGAAGGAGCCGUUCGGAGAAGGGGAGAAGGAGAUGGACUACACGGACAAGGAGAUGCGGAAAAUUGAGGUGGAGGAGGUGGCGGCGGCGUCGGCGGCGGUGGCGGAGAGGGGUGCAAUGCUGAAAAUCAAGGUGCUGGACGUGACAGAGUUGGCCUGGAUGCGCCCGGACGGGCACCCGGGCCCGUACAUGCAUCCGAAUCCAUUCGCCGAGGGGCCGAAGAAAAGGGUGCAGAACGAUUGCGUGCACUGGUGCCUGCCUGGGCCGGUUGAUGCGUGGAACGAGAUAUUGCUCGAAAGGAUGAAGAAAUGGAAAGAAGAGUAAGAAUUAUUAAACGGGAAAUUUUUUCAUUGCAUUUUUAUGUUUUUUUUGGGGUGUUCCUCCUUUGCUUCGUUUUGCUUUUAAUUUAGAAUUAUUAUUUGUUGAGAGGGAUAGAGUUUGGGAUGCAUGCUUCAUGAGGGUUGACAGGGAAAGAUUGAGGAAUUAUCAUGCAGGCCUCUGUUGAAAGGUGAAUUUAAUUAUUUGGGUCAAAAGGAG